UGCUUCUGAAACUCCAAAAGCUUCGAGCUUUUACAUCGCUAUGUAUCUGUAAAAACAUAUAUCGAACUAUAUAACAAUGGCGACCACAAACCCUUUUGAUCUUCUCGGCGACGAUGACAACGACGACCCCAAUCAGCUCCUCCAGAAGCUCCCUCCCCCUCCGAAGAAAGCCCUUGCUCCGGCUCAGUCCGCCGCCGCUACUCAGCCGGCUAAGCUGCCCUCCAAGCCUCUCCCUCCAGCUCAGGCCGUGCAUUACCAUUGUGAAGGUCAUUGAGAAUGAGUGGUUUAAGAAGGGAUAUAAGCCUCCUAUUUUUGCAAACGAGGAUGUUAGUCUCGACGAUGUGGAUGCUAUUUUCAAUGAAUCAAGGGACACUCAAAACCUUGUCGUGGAAAGACGAGAAGAACAACCUAUGAAUCCUGUCUCUAUGAACGCUUUUGAAUACUUAUAUCUAAAUCUUAGGGUCUCAACCUCAGUUCUCUGUUUGAAAAGCAAAUGGUGAAACGAUGACAACCCUUCUCAGUGAUAAAUGUACUAAGUUAUUGUAUGAACAGUACACAACUAGGUUAUUUGUAGCCACUGCAAGUACCAGUUAAUGCAUUAUUUACUAAGCUGAUAUAUAUAUAUAUAUACUUUAAUUCUCGUUGUUUUUAUGACUACAAGAUGCAUCAUGCAAUUUUGGAUUUUUGUUUUUAUAUUAUUUUUAACCUAUUUUC
Messenger RNA from Camellia sinensis, 714 nucleotides. The record is from RefSeq and is a predicted model, not a curated record. Lineage: Eukaryota; Viridiplantae; Streptophyta; Magnoliopsida; Ericales; Theaceae.